GAAAGUAAAGUUAUCAAACAAGAUUUGGAGCCGUUUUCUUAUCUACUUAUCUAGUCUCACAGGUGGCUUCAAGCGGUAGCGCGUAUCAAAAUCAUGAAAUCUAAAUAAUCAUAAAUUAAAACGUAUUCAAAAAUGUAUAUUAAGAGCACGGUGACUAAAGUGUUCUUAUCAUGUUGCUCUAGUGCCUUUUUGAUGGAAAUUUUGAUGACGAAAUCACCGGAAUGUGCGACUUUAAUAACGUUUUUACAAGCUUUUUUUAUAUCUUUACAAGGUUUUGUAUUUACCACGAAACUCGGCACGGUGAAACCCUCAAUACCUAUUAAGCAAUACAUAAUUCUGGUGGUGUUAUUUUUUAUUACCAAUGUAGCUAAUAACUAUGUGUACUCAUUGCAUGUACCAUCUACCCUGCACAUGAUCAUCAGAUCAGCAUCUUCACCCGUCAGCAUGUUAGUAUCAUGGUACAUGUUGAGUCGCACCCCAAAGCCGACUAGAGCUGUGGGCUCUGUCCUCAUCAGUGCAGGAGUGGCGCUGGCGUUGUAUGGCGGCGCCACUAUAGAACAGGAGCGAGGCACUUUCGUCUAUUGGUGCAUUGGUGUGGUGAUAUUGCUGGCUACGCUGGUGACAGGGGCGUUUACUGGCCUUCAGCAGGAAAUGCUGUAUGCCAAGCAUGGAAAGCAUCCUGAGGAGAUGCUGUUCUACACGCACGCAUUACCCCUCGUCAUGUUUAUAUUCAUCACCCCACAUUUAUACUAUACAGCAUUAACCCUAGACCUAGAAACCUGGUUUAUCAUAACCCUAAAUAUAAUAUCACAAUUUUUCUGCACUCACUCCGUCCACCAGCUAGCCACAAAGGAGUCUUCGGUCACAGUGACUUUUAUAUUAACUUUAAGAAAAUUCGUGUCACUGAUAUUGUCUUCCAUAGUUUUUAAAAAUAACGUAACGAUUUUACACGUUGCGGGUACAGUGUUGGUUGCUGUCGGUACGUAUGUGUAUUUCGACUUUUUUGUGUGGAAGCAGAGACCUGUUAAAUAUAAGGAAUAGUUUAGAUCAGGGGUUCCCAAUAUUUAUCAGUCCGCGGCGCACUUGCAAGUUUUAAAUUUAAUCACGGCGCCCUGACUAAGGGCCAGUUGCACCAACCACAGUUAACAGACUGAUCAACGUCAAUCAGCAGAGAACUGUGAAACAUUUCAUACAAUAAAAUUUAACGAACGCUAAAACGGUGACAGACGGUUUGGUGCAACCGACCCUUAGACUAUUCGAAAUAUAUAGGUAACAGGAUUGUCUCACGACGCCUCUCUUUACUGUCCACGGCGCUCCGGCGCAGUUUGGGAACCCCUGGUUUAGAUAAUAAACCUAAAUAAAUUUCACAUAGAAUCUGUGCGGAAUGAGAAGAGUCGUAGAAUGUAUUGGAUCUUGGAUCCCAUAUAUUUCACGACUCUACUCUUUCCGCAUAGACUCUACUAAAAGUGACCAAGAAAAACUGCUCGAGGCUGGAAUCGAACCGGCGUCUUUAGCAUCGAGAUUCUCGGAUUUUAUUAUUGUCGUGCCUUUGUAAAAUUUAUACUAUUUAUUAUAAAGUAUUUCUAUUUAUGUAAAACCUACUUUAACCCUUUUCCAGGCCGCACCAAUCUACAAGGUUUUCCCGAAAAAUCCAAAUAUAUUCCCAUUAAUCCAGCUUUGAUGAUUCAUUUGAAGACAACUGAUAUUUCCCGAAAGUGCAAUCUAAUUUGAAUCUUAAAUCGGAAUGCUAAUGUUGAAAUUCUAGUGGCGCGUAUGUGGUCGAUAAAUCGUACUAUGCCUGGAAAAGGGUUAAACACAGAUCUUUAUUUAAAUACUAUACAGGGAUUUUAAGAUAAAACUAAGAGUAUUUUAUUUAUAUGAUGUUUUUUAUACUUUCUGUUUGGGAUUUUUAAUAAGUUUUUUAUUGGCUGGUUUUUAGGCCCCUGGGACUACAGGUACUACUUCAUUCACAGCUACUACUAAGGUAAUACUUCAUUCACCUUGAUAUUGUUGUGAAAAGGUUAUUAAUAUUGUAUUUAUAUUAAUUCGUUUGUUACCUACUCAAUUACGACGUUGGUAAAUGAGAAUGAGUUGUAAUAUUAGAGAUAAGAUAUAUUGUACGCUCGAAAUGGGCAAAAUUGUUGAUACCUUUAUAUUUAUCUUAUCGUCGAGUUGUUUCUAUUACUAUUGUCCACACUGAUAAUUGACAAAUUCGAUAUUAGCCUAACCUUAAUUGGAUACUGAUACGCAAUAAUGUGUCAACCCACAUUAAUUUUUCAAUAAGAUGUCGACUCAAAAUAUUGACGCUUAAAGUUGACAUUUUAUUGCAAAAUGGACGUGGGAUGAUUCAUUUUUGCUAAACACCAUCCAAUUAAUGUCAGGGAUAAAUAUAAGCAAACAAACACGGGUCAGACGGGUAAAAUUCAUUUUUCAUGUUGUGUAAUGCUACAUGCUACCAGUUCACUUCAUAGUUAUUUGCCUAAGAAUUCGUUUCGAAUAUCUUUCUUUCAUAUGCAAAACGAAAGUGACGCCCACACGACAAACCCAUCGAAAUGAAUUGGUAGCAUAUAUUAUACAUUUUGUGUUCAAUUGGGAAUUUUGUGAUAAUAAAUAAAACAUUCCACUAU
Cydia splendana is the source of this 2627-nucleotide messenger RNA. Its product is annotated as UDP-xylose and UDP-N-acetylglucosamine transporter-like. Gene Ontology annotation, biological process: transmembrane transport. The coding region runs from base 133 to 1041 and encodes 302 amino acids. Gene Ontology annotation, cellular component: Golgi membrane; endoplasmic reticulum membrane. NCBI's taxonomy places the organism in Eukaryota, Metazoa, Arthropoda, Insecta, Lepidoptera, Tortricidae. The transcript is spliced from 5 exons. Gene Ontology annotation, molecular function: UDP-N-acetylglucosamine transmembrane transporter activity; UDP-xylose transmembrane transporter activity. The record is from RefSeq and is a predicted model, not a curated record.